Molecule: messenger RNA, 1786 nt
Organism: Polypterus senegalus (gray bichir)
Lineage: Eukaryota; Metazoa; Chordata; Cladistia; Polypteriformes; Polypteridae
Gene: dipk1aa
Product: divergent protein kinase domain 1Aa
Exons: 4
Coding region: 12-1229 (405 amino acids)
Source: RefSeq, a predicted model, not a curated record
GCUUCUCAUACAUGCGCAUGAAGUAUUUUUUCUUUUCUUGGCUGGCUGUGUUUGUCGGCAGCUGGGUGGUAUAUGUGCAAUAUUCAUCCUAUACCGAACUAUGUCGGGGUCAUGACUGCAAAAGUGUUAUAUGUGAUAAAUACAGAAAGGGCAUAAUUGAUGGUUCAGCCUGUAGCAGUUUGUGUGACAAAGAAACACUCUAUCUAGCAAAGUGCCUGUCAACAAAACCUAACAACCAGGUUUACACAGGCAACUGGGGAGAUCUAGAAGGUGUAGUGAAAUGUCAGAUGGAGGAAAUUGUCCGUUUCGACUUGGGGGCAGAAAUGGAACCAAGAAAAGAAGCUAUUUUAUUUGAUAAGCCAACUAAAGGGACCUCUGUUGAGAAAUUUAAGGAAAUGGUCUUAAGUCACUUAAAGGCUAAAGUUGGUGAUCAAGCAAACUUAAUGGAUCUUGUCAGUCUAAUCAUUUCUGUAGCUGAUGGAAAUAAAGAUGGUCACAUAUCCCUGCCAGAGGCGAAAUCCACAUGGGCACUCUUGCAACUCAAUGAGUUUCUGCUCAUGAUAAUACUCCAAGAUAAAGAGCACACCCCCAAAUUACUUGGAUUCUGUGGGGACCUUUAUGUCAUGGAAAAGGUGCAGUAUACCUCGUUGUAUGGGGUUAAGAUUCCUUGGCUCAUCGAGCUCUUCAUUCCCUCAGGACUUCGCCGAAGUAUGGACCAGUGGUUCACACCUUCGUGGCCGAGGAAGGCCAAAAUCUCAAUUGGGCUUUUGGAGUUUGUAGAGGAUGUCUUCCAUGGGACAUUUGGGAACUUUUUGAUGUGUGAUAUGAGUGCAAACAAUUUUGGAUACAAUGAAAAGCAUGACCUCAAAAUGGUGGACAUGAGGAAGAUAGUUCCUGAAGUUAGUUUUAAAGAUUUUAUUAGAGACCGUCACUGUGAUACUGAUGAUGACUGUGUCUAUGGUUCCGAUUGUAGGACCACCUGUGAUCAGACCAAAAAAAGAUGCACAACAGAAGUAGGCCAGCCCAACCUUGCUAAAGCGUGCCAGUCACUAAAGGACUACCUUCUACGAGGGGCCCCUUCAGAAAUCCACGAAGAGCUUGAAAAGCAGCUGUAUUCUUGUAUAGCGCUCAAGGGAACAGCAGAUCAGAUGGAAAUGGAGCACUCCUUAAUACUAAACAAUUUGAAAACACUGCUGUGGAAAAAGAUUUCACACACUAAAGACUCCUAAAGUGCUGAAAUGUUUUGUUUGUGUUUUACUUUUCCACCUUUUGAGACAGAAACUUUAUAAUGUGAAUCCUGACAAAUGCAUUGGUACUGGUAGAUUUGAAUAAGACUGCUGGUGAGACUUUACGUGUGUUUGGGGGGGUGUGUGUGAGCGAGAGUGUGUGUGUGUGGUAGUACGCAGUGUACACAGGGCACUGCACCUCACGUGUUUCACAAGUAUCAAUUCAUUUGUCCAACUGAGAGCCUAAGCCAUUUUGAAGAUUGUGCCAUACAAACUGAAAUUCAUUCAGCUUAACUGCCCACACGUGACAAAAGGGAUGUUCCCGGAACUUAGCGGCAUGUUCUUGCUGUUCUUGCCUCAGUCUCUUAUUCUUCAUGUGUAUAUAUGUUGUUGCUGUAAUGUUUUACAAUUUUUAUCUAAGAAACCACUAUGAAGUGCUUACUGUGGUUAGUCAUUGCUGCUGUUCCACAAUGGAUUACUAUGUCUAGAACGUUCUAAUGUUUACGUACUAAAACUUUAGCAUGACAGAUUUGCACAUUAAAGACACUACACAAAUUAAA